Molecule: messenger RNA, 1924 nt
Organism: Drosophila bipectinata
Lineage: Eukaryota; Metazoa; Arthropoda; Insecta; Diptera; Drosophilidae
Source: RefSeq, a predicted model, not a curated record
GAGUGCCAAGUGUAAGAUUCCAUACAUAGAUCCCUUCGAGCCGGCGGCUAUGGCCGUUUUUCAUCCCGAAAAGUUCGAGGUCUGCUCCAACGAUACCGCUCUGGUGACCCCCAUCUAUGAUGUCAUACGCCAACGGUAUGUUCUGCGUAUCGAUGAGGCCCUCGCAACCCGCUUACUGAACUCCAGUGAUUCCGAGUACAACUGUCAUUACCAAGAGAUAAUACGCGAUAAGAACCACGACAGUUAUGACAAAAAAGAGCGAAAAUAUUUUUCUCAGAAUUUUGAGGUGCCUCUACACGUGCGAGGCCUUAUUGUGGAGUGUCACCGCCUUGGCAACGACUCCGAUGUACUUCAGAGUGAUGCCUAUAUCUUGAUUCAGCAUAAGCCGCCCCCGCUAGGUCUAUCCCUGGAGCCGGCAAAGAGGAAGCCCAGUGUACUUAUGUUUGGAAUAGAUAGCCUAUCGCGUAUCAAUCUGCGACGCACCAUGCCCAAAGUAUACAAUUUCCUGACCGGCAGUGGCUGGUACGAAAUGCAGGGUUACAAUAAGAUAGGGGACAAUACCUUCCCGAACCUAAUGGCCAUAUUGACUGGCUACGAUUCGGACUCGGCGCUGAAGAAUGUCUGCAAUUGGCAUGAGAAAGGCUGUUUGGAUGAAACUCCCUUCGUAUGGAAGUACUUCAAGAACGCAAGCUACUUUACCGCCUAUGCUGAGGACGAAACUGGUAUGGAAACUUUCAAUUACUGUAGGCCCGGCUUUGUGGAGCAGCCCACUGACUAUUACGGACGACCCAACCACAAGUCUUUUGAGGCGGGCCUGAAAAAGUGGAAGUGCGAGAGCUGCUCCAUGAGUUACUGCAUAGGUCGCCGCAUAACCAGCAGCUAUGUGUACGACAUGGCCAAGGAAUUUGCCAGGCGAUACGUCGACAAACAACCCAUUUGGGGGCUGUUUUGGUCCAACAGCUUCAGCCACGACAGCUUCCAAAUGCCUUCGAAAAUGGAGGACUAUGUGCUGCAGUACCUGCUGGAUUUUGAGGCCGACGGUGUAUUCGAGCACAGCAUUAUGAUAUUCAUGUCAGAUCACGGGUCACGGUAUGGCAAAAUAAUGUCCUUACCCAGCGGGUUUCUGGAGGAGCGUCUGCCAACGAUGUUUAUUUACCUUCCGCCUUGGUUUCGGGCCCAAUAUCCGGAGUACGCUAACGCCCUUGAGGUGAACAUGAACCGAUUGUCUUCCAACUAUGAUUUGCACAAUACCCUGAAGCACAUUAUAGAGCUGGGCAGUCCUGACGAGCCGCAUCUGCCUCGGGCCCACGACUGUCCCAAAUGCCAAUCUCUGUUCAAACCAUUACCUGAACUCCGCGUUUGCGAGGAUGCCGGAAUCCCAGAGCAUUAUUGCACCUGUGUGCCUUACCAGAGGAUUAAGGCAGGCUGGGCCGACCGGAUCGCACCCUUGGUAAUGGAAAAGAUCAACGAGUACUUGGCUGACAGGAACAUCAGCGACAUUUGCUCAAAACUAACACUAAGUUAUGUUCAUAGAACGGAGAUAAAAGUCGAUCUGGACCAAGACUUUCACGACAUCGAUCGCAUUAGGGAUGUGGCCAUUUAUCGGACAAAGUUCAAGGUCAAACAGAACUCUGCGGACUUCCAGGCCACUGUCGUUUUUAAUAACGUAACGGAAACCGUCGAGGUCGAUGUACCAAAAAUUAGUCGCACCGAUUCAUAUGCGAAAGUGUCGACCUGUGUCGAAGAUAAGACCGAUAAGAUGUAUUGCAUUUGCAAAAGUGAGAUAAAAGACCAAUGAAUUUAAUUGCUUAGUUAGUUAAUUAAAAAAAUAACAGAGUGCAUGAACACUGUGGCUGUGUUAGAAAUAUUAGCAAAGAAAUUUUAAAAAGAGAUUUGAAUUUCAUAGUAUUAAUAACUCUAGUAU